AUGAAACUAGAUAGUGCAGCCUUUUCAGUCCUCGGACUGACCUUGCUAACAGUAGCCCAGGCUGAUCAAAAUGUUCAACAGACGCUAUCCAGCCAGUUGACAUCCAUUUCUCUGGCACCAUAUUUCAAUAACAAGGCGUUUGGAUCUCAUCCUGGGUUUGCUGCAUUUGAUACAUUGAAUGAAUCAUAUCCAGACCCCAGCAUUAUUGGUAUCAAGGGAUCAUAUACGUCAAAAGUGACAGGAAUCACCUAUGAGUUUCCCAGUGUCCGUCCUGCUGGUGUUCCAGACAACGUUAUUUGCGAGGGUCAAAUCAUCACGGUCCCCAACUCCCGAUACUUCUCUGCAUCAAUACUGGUCUCGUCAGAUGUGGAACUGUCCACCGUCUCCGGAAAUGUGACCUAUACUUAUUCUGAUAAUUCAACAAUGGUAUCGGAAUUGCGUAGCUUACCCUGGUUCGCAUUUUUGACCAUCAAUCGCGGUGAGAUUAUCUUCCCAUUCCGAUAUACUGCAAAUGGCAAGAAUUUCAAUACGACGCAUAUCUUUGAAUAUACUGCGGCUUUAGAUCCAAGCAAAACUCUCAGCUCAAUCACGCUGCCAAACACAAACAAUGCCACAACAGGUAGACUGCACAUCUUUGCCGUGUCCUUAUGGAAUGCGGCGUCCGCGUCGGCGCAAGUUCAAAAUGUACGGCCAACCCAAAAGUGGACAGCGGAGGGUAAUCAGGUAGUUGAAGUCACUAUAAAUAAUUCAGGCCUCGAUUGCAUUUCUGGAGACGGCUUGAACAUCUCCAUUUCAAUGCCUGGUGUCCAGACUCUGGAGCCAGGAAAUAUAAGGAGACUUUGCCCAGGCGACCAAAAGCGCGUGGAUGUCGGCGUGAAUGGUACAGGAAACGGCAAGGUGGAUAUUCUGCUCAGUCACAGCCGGUUCUCAGUGCAACAAGAAUUUACCAAUGUCUCUAUCGGCUUAACAAAGUGGACCUCAGACCUGUCCAACCUUGCCCGGCAUGAAAGUCCUCAAUGGUAUGACGACGCUAAAUUCGGUUUAUUUAUUCACUGGGGCCCGUAUUCGGUACCUGGGUGGGGGAAUUCGACUCCUUAUGAGAGUUAUGCCGAGUGGUUUUGGUGGUAUACCACACAUAGAGAGGCCGACAAGUCGGACUUUUACAAUUAUAGAUUGCGCACUUUCGGCCCUGACUGGAAUUACGACGAUUCUUUCGCCAACUUCACUGCUUCGAACUGGGAUCCUAAGGCCUGGGUUGACCUGAUCUACGCGUCAGGCGCAAAGUACUUUGUACUUACCACCAAGCACCACGACGGAUUUGCCUUAUUCAACACUUCAAGUACUACAGACCGCAACUCAUUGCUUUACGGUCCCCAUCGCGACAUUGUGCAAGAGCUUUUCAGUGCUGCGGAGGCAUACCAACCAGAUCUUAGGCGAGGAACUUAUUUUUCUCUUCCGGAGUGGUUCAACCCGGACUUUGGUCCGUAUGGGUUCGCUCAACUACCUGGGAAUACAUCCACGAGCUGGCCAGGGAUCAUCGCACGAAAUCCAUACACAGGUCGCGACGAACCAUACACAGGGCGACUGCCAAUCAACGAUUUUAUCACCGACUUGAUGGUACCUCAGAUGGAGAUACUAGCCUACAACUACUCGACUGACAUCCUGUGGUGCGACUGCGGCGCCGCCAACGGAACAGCUCCCUUUGCAGCGGCGUGGUGGAAUCAUGCCCGUGCACAGAAUAGACAGGUCACCAUCAACUCACGCUGCGGAUUAGCUGAAGCCGCUGAUUUCGAUACUCCAGAGUACAUGACCUUUUCUUCCGCGCAGCGACGAAAGUGGGAGUCCAAUGAGGGUAUGGAUCCUUACAGUUAUGGAUACAAUCGUGCAACCCCCAACUCUUCUUAUAUGAAUGCAACCACUAUUGUGCAAGAUUUAGUGGACAUGGUUAGCAAAAAUGGAAAUUUCUUGCUGGAUAUUGGACCCCGUGCAGACGGAAGUAUUGUCGAGGCUGAAGCAAAUAACUUGCGAAUGGCAGGGGAGUGGAUUCAUAGCCAUGCUGAGGCUAUAUUCAAUACCACCUACUGGUUCGUGAUGUCCAAGAUCGCAGACCAGGGGAUCAGGUUCACUCAAACGAAUGAUGCUUUUUACAUUCUGUUUUUGACAAAGCCAACAUGCCCGGAUAUCUAUAUCGACGCUCCAUUACCCUUGUUAAAUGGGGACGUCGUCUCCGUCGUAGGAGAAAACAAAUCAGAGCCACAUAUCACUUGGGAAAACUUACGAAAACAUAAUCAGAAAGGAGGCUCGUCUUCGGCACCUGGAAGUGGCUUCAGAUUUCAUAUACCAGAGACUGCAUGGGAAGGGGAAAAGUAUUGCUGGGUGUUAAAAAUCUCAUACAAAGCAUGA
Talaromyces stipitatus ATCC 10500 is the source of this 2403-nucleotide messenger RNA. Its product is annotated as alpha-L-fucosidase, putative. Lineage: Eukaryota; Fungi; Ascomycota; Eurotiomycetes; Eurotiales; Trichocomaceae. Gene Ontology annotation, molecular function: alpha-L-fucosidase activity. The transcript is spliced from 3 exons. Gene Ontology annotation, biological process: glycoside catabolic process; fucose metabolic process. Bases 1 to 2403 code for a protein of 800 amino acids. The record is from RefSeq and is a predicted model, not a curated record. Gene Ontology annotation, cellular component: lysosome.